Prunus armeniaca (apricot) is the source of this 681-nucleotide messenger RNA. NCBI's taxonomy places the organism in Eukaryota, Viridiplantae, Streptophyta, Magnoliopsida, Rosales, Rosaceae. The record is from the annotation of a GenBank genome assembly.
AUGGCGCUGAAGACUCUUGCCCUAGUUAAAAGAUUUGGAAUGGAAAAUAAGGGUAAGGUGUUGAUGCAAAAGUAUGAGAUUGGGAGAUUGUUAGGCCAAGGAAACUUUGCUAAGGUUUAUCAUGCAAGGCACCUCCAAACUGGCCAGAAUGUAGCCAUUAAGGUAAUUAACAAAGAGAAGGUUACGAAAGUUGGCCUAACUGAUCAAACUAAAAGAGAGAUAUCUGUUAUGAGAUUGGUUAAACACCCAAACAUAGUGCAGCUUUAUGAGGUCAUGGCUACCAAAACCAAGAUCUACUUUGUUUUGGAAUAUGUCAAAGGUGGUGAGCUUUUUCACAAGGUAUCAAAAGGAAGGCUCAAGGAGGACAUGGCAAGGAUGUAUUUUCAGCAGCUGAUCAGUGCUGUUGAUUUUUGCCACAGCAGAGGUGUUUAUCACCGCGAUUUGAAGCCGGAGAACUUGCUGUUAGAUGAAAAUGGAACAUUAAAGAUAUCAGAUUUUGGGUUGAGUGCCCUUGCUGAAUCCAAGAGGCAAGAUGGCCUACUGCACACAACUUGUGGAACUCCUGCCUAUGUAGCUCCUGAAGUUGUAGGUAGAAAAGCCUAUGAUGGCGAAAAAGCUGACAUUUGGUCUUGCGGGGGUGAUCUUAUAUGUACUAUUGGCUGGUUGCCUGCCAUUCCAUGA